CCGAGAGGCGCGCGAUGCUGGCGACGCUGGCGAGGGUUGCGGCUCUGCGGAGAACCCACCUUCUCUUCGGCCCGGGCGGCGGGAGGGGGCUGUGGACCGGCCGCCCGCAGUCAGAUACUGACAAUAUGAAGCCAUUGGAGGGUGUAAAAAUUCUGGAUCUAACAAGAGUACUGGCGGGACCUUUUGCUACUAUGAAUUUAGGAGAUCUUGGAGCAGAAGUUAUAAAAGUGGAAAGACCAGGAGCUGGUGAUGAUACACGAACUUGGGGGCCACCUUUUGUGGGGACAGAAAGUACUUAUUUUCUCAGUGUUAAUCGAAAUAAAAAAAGUAUAGCUGUUAAUAUCAAGGAUCCAAGAGGGGUGAAAAUCAUCAAAGAGCUCGCAGCUGUUUGUGAUGUGUUUGUGGAAAACUAUGUCCCUGGCAAACUGUCUGCAAUGGGCCUAGGAUAUGAAGAUAUAGACAAGAUUGCUCCUCACAUCAUCUAUUGUUCCAUCACAGGGUACGGUCAGACAGGUCCACUGUCUCAGCGAGCUGGUUAUGAUGCUGUUGCCUCUGCUGUUUCUGGUCUGAUGCACAUCACAGGGCCUGAGGAUGGAGAUCCAGUUCGUCCAGGAGUGGCCAUGACUGAUCUUGCUACUGGCCUAUAUGCAUAUGGAGCCAUUAUGGCUGGAUUGAUACAAAGAUACAAAACUGGGAAAGGACUGUUCAUUGAUUGCAACCUACUGUCAUCUCAGGUGGCCUGUCUGAGCCAGGUAGCUGCUAAUUAUCUGAUUGCCCAAAAGGAAGCAGAACGUUGGGGCACAGCUCAUGGCAGUAUUGUUCCUUACCAGGCUUUUAAAACCAAGGAUGGAUAUCUUGUAGUUGGAGCAGGAAAUAACCAACAGUUUGCUACUGUGUGCAAGAUCUUGAAUUUGCCUGAACUGAUUGAUGACUCCAAGUAUAAAACUAACCACCUUCGGGUACAGAAUAGAAAAGAGCUUAUCAAAAUACUAUCUGCACGGUUUGAAAAAGAAAUGACCAGCAAGUGGUUAUACCUCUUUGAAGGCAGUGGGGUUGCAUACGGCCCAAUCAACAACAUGAAGAAUGUAUUUGCAGAACCCCAGGUGUUACACAACGGCCUCAUUAUGGAGAUGAAGCAUCCGACCGUGGGGAAGAUCUCAGUCCCAGGCCCAGCUGUGAGAUACAGUAAGUUCGACAUGUCAGAGGCCAGGCCGCCUCCCCUGCUUGGGCAGCACACGACGCGCGUCCUGAAGGAAGUCCUCAGAUACGAUGACAAGGCCAUUGGGGAGCUGCUCAGCACUGGAGUAGUGACCCAACAUGAAGCUCAGUGACGAAAAUGCUUUCUCAAAACCGUAAUCUGAAUGUACUUCACUAGCAAAAGCAAUAGUCUUUCUGGACACUUCUCCCCAGUUCUGGUGCCUGCCUCUGAAAAGAGAGAAGUUAGAGUAAUUCCAGAUUUCCUGCCUGGCGCCUCCAGAUACCAGAAUGGCUCUGGUAUCAAUGCUUCUCGUGCUUUCUAAAUGUACCCCACCUUUUACUCCUUACUAUUUCCCCCCACCCCACCCAGAUAAUAGGUUAAUUGUGAAUUUGUGGGGUUUUUUUGUAAAGAUUUUUUUUUCUGGAAAAAUACAUUCCUCUUUCUAAUUACAUUAAUCGCCCAAACGUUUGCCCCUCCAGCCCACGCAGGUCUGAAAAAGAGCAGAUCUCUUGCCGUUCUCUACUUGCACAUAAAGUCCUCAUUUAAACCUUUGUUAGGAAGUCAAAGCAAUAAGCAGAAUGACAGUUUCAGUGAUUGAUUUUAAACAGAAUAACUUAAUUUUGAGCUCAUGAACCCUUUGUUAAUCUGUAAUUUAAACCAUGGACUUUGCUGAUGUCCAUUAUAAAACUGAGCUUCUUUCUCUCCGUGGGGGUAAAUAUUUGCUUUAUGUUGUAUUUCUCUGAUCAUUUCAUGAUAUGUGGCAGAAAAUCAAUUUCCAUGAAUGCAUUUUGGAAUGUAUGUGUCUAUCUGCAUUAGGGAGUGAAAAGUGGUUCUUUGAUCAGUACCUUAUUUUGAGCCAAGUACAAAUGUAACAGGUUUUUAAACGAAUGUCAAAUGACUAUCUAGUAUUAAAUAAUAUUUAAAUAAUGACAAAUAGGAGAAUGUAAUCUGAGCACUCACUGUAGAAGAAUACAUCAUGCCUUAAUAUUAAGUAUUUGGAUUUACAUAUUUAAGUUUUUGUCAGAGAAUUUAAAGUAUAGAAAACAUUUUCUGUCCAGAAGGUAGUAGCUGAUUUGUAUUAUGUUCUGGGAUCAGUCAUCUCUCAAAGUACCAAUCACCAAAGCCCAAGGUAUAGACCAAGGGAUCAGAUGAUCACAUCCUGAUAUGAUCACAGUUCACGACUGUUAAGCAUGCGUAUCUUAAAGCCAUGUCAUGACAUCCCAAGUGGUAACUGAAAGUUAAAUUACAAAUAUUCAUCUUUCAAACUGUGAGUCCUAGCCAGUUUUCCUUUUGUGUUCUUUUUGUAUGGGAGCCAUUUAUGCUGUAAGCCCCAGUAGGUUUCUAGAAUCAAGGAUUUCAAAUAAAUAAGGAAAUAUGUCUUCUCACAGGCGUCGUGGGACUUUUUAGAAGCAUGCCUACUAGUUCCUGGGAGAGGAGCGCCCCGUUUUCCUCUUUGUGAAUGUUUUAUUCUGAGGCUCGCCUGCCUUUCACUAUUUAGAAUGUCAUCAUACAACGGUAAUUUCAUGCCUUUUGCAGUGCUUUCCUCCCUAUGGCUAACCCGUAGACACACAUUUGGAGACAUUCCCUUCAGGCCAGAUACAAUUAGCAAUGAAAAUGGUAAAAGACGGGAUGACAGAGAAUUGGCAAGACCACAUGAUCUUGAAAAACAGAUUCAUCAUUUCUCCUGCUGGUUCAAGUAGAUUCUCUUGAAAUGCAAAUUGCUUGAUUACUGAACAGUAACCCUAACUAUCUGGGUAGCCUUGUGUAGGACGAUAUCGAUCGUUCAGACUAGGUCACAAAAUGCCUCUAAAACCUUGAAAUCCAUCGAGACUGUGGUUUUCAUCCAUAGAAGAGUUACCAUGGGAGACAAAUGUAUCCAGAUUUCCACCUACACAAUUCA
This is a messenger RNA of Lynx canadensis (Canada lynx), 3098 nucleotides long. RefSeq names its product succinyl-CoA:glutarate-CoA transferase (gene SUGCT). The record is from RefSeq and is a predicted model, not a curated record. Lineage: Eukaryota; Metazoa; Chordata; Mammalia; Carnivora; Felidae. Gene Ontology annotation, molecular function: catalytic activity. Bases 15 to 1331 code for a protein of 438 amino acids. The transcript is spliced from 14 exons.